AUGAGAGCUAGGCGGAGUACUGUGGCGAAAAAUGAACAGACGUGGUCUCUCUUGCGUGGGGCCAUACAACUCCACUCACGCUCCAAGCCUCAUGGUUCACGGUUCACGCGUGAUGAGAGAAGUGGGACUGCCCACUUUUUUCGAUUGUUGAAGUUCAAGUUUCUAGUUACCGUUUUGGUCAGUUCAAUAUGGAAUUCACGUGUGCCUGACUACAAGAACAAAGAUCAAAGAGCACAAGUUUGGGAAGACUUGGAAAAGAUUCUGACUGCACAACACAAAAUUCAUUACAACUUGUCAUUUCCAUGUCUUUUAAUCGAUCUCAUUUACAAUGACAUUUCGGAAUACGUGUUUGUGUUGCCAGUGAACACUUACUUCCCGUACGGCCAUUGCUUCAGCAGUAGGUCGUCCUCCAUGGGAACUACCCACAAGGUGAUAUGGGAAUCCCUCAUUCACUGUCACUGCAACGCCCUGCAGAGGACAAGGACAAAGAAGAAAUCGGGCAGUGGAGCAGACAACUCCAAACCCUGGAAGUUCCUGAAGCAAAUGGAAUUUCUCAUUCCUAUCAAGGACAUUAGAAAUUCAAAGGGACACCUGCCCGAGGCGAGUGACGAAGAAAGUGAAACGGACGCCGACAUUUUACAAGCUGCUAUGGAAGAGGCUGACAUUGUGAGUGAGGGUGAUGGAGUCGAUGUUCCCGAGCAAGCAGUUGAUAUGGUGGAGAAAAGAAAAGGAAGUGAGCAAGGAGGAAGAAAACAGAAGAAGAAGAAGGUUGAGGACAACGAAGAUCCCAUUCUGUCCUUGAUGAGAAAAAAACUGGAGAGGAAACCUGAAUCUCCGAGGAUUGGUUUUUUCAACUCCAUCAUGCCGCGGGUAGAAACUCUUGAGGAGGAUCUAUUCCAGGAGUUCCAGCUCCAAACACUACAGCUAUUGAAAAACCUUCAUGCUCAACAAACUCAACAGGGACAUUUCUCUGGGCAAUCUGGACAGUCUUCUCUGUCAUCCCAUGAUUCCUUUACCCCAAUUCCAUCACCCCUCAGCAGUUCCAUGUCAUCACCAUCACCAUCACAAUCCUAUUACCCUCCCACUGCACUCUAUCGUAGUCAAAAAACUCCACAACGUCAUAUGUCUGGGCAAUCAAGACAGUCUCCCAUGCCACCCUGGUAGAGCUCCUCCUGGUCAUCAGAAUUUUCUCAGGUUGACAUGGGAUCCCAAGGUUCAGCGGACUACUCCCAGCUUGGCCGGAGCACUCCUGGACCCAUCAAUUACGAUAUUCAGUGAAAUACACUCUGAAUGUCCCUAGG
Molecule: messenger RNA, 1301 nt
Organism: Gigantopelta aegis
Lineage: Eukaryota; Metazoa; Mollusca; Gastropoda; Neomphalida; Peltospiridae
Exons: 4
Coding region: 1-1164 (387 amino acids)
Source: RefSeq, a predicted model, not a curated record